Molecule: messenger RNA, 1204 nt
Organism: Notothenia coriiceps (black rockcod)
Lineage: Eukaryota; Metazoa; Chordata; Actinopteri; Perciformes; Nototheniidae
Product: N-acetylmuramoyl-L-alanine amidase
Exons: 4
Coding region: 80-1204 (374 amino acids)
Biological process (GO): peptidoglycan catabolic process
Molecular function (GO): N-acetylmuramoyl-L-alanine amidase activity; zinc ion binding
Source: RefSeq, a predicted model, not a curated record
ACUGUUACAUAACACACACUCAUAUAAAGGAGGGAGAGGACAGAAAGGUAGCAGACAUCUGGAGCUGAAGGUAUUCAAGAUGGAUAAAGGCAGCUGGAAACACUCCCUGCUGCUGGCUGUGGUGUUAGCCAACGCGUAUGCAGAAGCUUCAUUUUCCUGGCACAUGGAUGACUUCAUCCAGGCGGUGAAGCAGGUGGAGAACGGGGUCCCGGGGUCGGGUCCUGUGGCCGUGUUGAAGCGCCUCCGCCAUGCAGCCGGACUCAACGACGCCCUCAUCCAAUACUUCCUUCGUGCUGCAGACUCCGGUGGUGCUGAAAUGGACGUGAGCCUCUUGUCUUUCAUUAGCAAGGCUGUGCACCACAGGGUGACGGAGGAGAAUCAAGAGGAAGGCGUGGUUCUGACGCCCGAUGGCACCACCGUGGCAUUAACACCGCUCCUCCUGGGCCUCGAGGCAGGCUUCCUGUCCAAGAAUAAGGACCGUGUUCGCGGACUGCUCAAACUCACCUUCACCAAAGACCUGGAGAGCCAUCCUUUGAGCCACCAUCUUGGACCGGACGGAUGCUGGGACAACGUCUCCUUGCCUCAGGUCUUCACCCUCCUGGACCAACCUGGAGUCCUCACCACCGCUCAGAUCAACGGAGGCAUGGACGGCUUCGUUCUGGGGACGGAGAUUGCGUUCCCUUCAACAUCCGGACGACCUCUGACGCUCAGUGGCAUUCUGACGGAGUAUUACUGCCACAACCUGGAGGUCGGAGGGAUGGACGUCGCCCCCCGACUCAUUAGCCGACGACGCAGGGAAAAUUUCAGAAAGCUGGGGGUCCCUUCGAUAACGGCCCGAGAGGUGGUGAAAUCUGUGGAGAAGCAGCGGAGAGUGAUGGGCCUCAAAAAGAUGGAUUUGAAGAAAAAGAAGCAGCUGAUGACUCUGGUGAAGGAGGGAGUGAAGGAGUUCGUCCAGGAGUACUUGGAGUGCCCGCCCAUCAUCCCUCGCUGCAUGUGGGGUGCAAAGCCUUACAAAGGGACUCCCACCAACCUCACCCUGCCUCUGCCCUUCCUCUACAUCCACCACACCGCCACUCCCAGUGACCCCUGCCUCACCUUGCAGCAGUGCUCAGCGGACAUGAGGUCCAUGCAGCGCUUCCACCAGGACGACCGGGGCUGGGCAGACAUCGGAUACAGGUACAGGGAGGGAGGGGUCUCAGGUUAA